CCCCAGAUUCCAACAUCCCUUCCACUUCUGUCACAUUCUCCCAUCAACACCAUCACCGAAAUCACCUCUCCGGCAGUAUCCUGCCAUCUCGUGUCAUUUUUUCGUAUUUCCAGAUACAUUUUUGAAGCAAUUGGAGAGAGAAUGUCUACUCGUAAGAGAAAGGCUGAAGACGAGGAGCUCGUUGCGCUUCCUUCGGAUGAAAGCGAGGAGGAAGAGGAAUACGAAGAUUCGGAAGAUGAAGCUCCAGGAGGGAAUUCCGAAGAAUCCGAGGAAGAUGAGGAUGCCAGCGGCUCCGAAGUGGAGGAGGAGGUCGAAGAAGUUGCCCCUCCAGUGAAGAAGCGCAAGGUCGUCGGCACUGCAGCCUUGACUGAGGAGAACGGUGAUGAGGAGGAGGAGGAGGAGGAGGAGGAGGAAGCCGAGGGAGACGAUGAGGCUGCCAAGGGCGAAGAAGAGGAGGAGGAGGCUGGAGAUGAGGAGCCUGCCGUUUCCGCCAAGAAGACGAACGGCGCUGCAGCUCCUAAGAAAGCUGAAGUCGAAACGGUCGACCUUGACGACGAGGAUGAGUAAAUGAAAUGACUGCUGUUGAUGAGGGCGAGAGGCUGGCGUUGCUACUGAUUGGAACUUGGAGGAUAUGGGACAUCUAUGGUGGAUCUGCGUUGCUAAAAGGAAGGAAUGGGGGUGGGAUCUUAUUCAACAUCUUGCUAUCAUAGAGCUAAAGAAAGUGGAGGAAUCAAAAGCCUGCUGUCUUUACCGCCUUGUGGCCUGCUUGCUAUCGGUGACAGCAUGCUUACGUCGCGUCUAAUGCUGGUAUCUUUUUCUUGUUUAUAUGAACAACCCAGUAAGUUCUUUUGG
Messenger RNA from Pseudogymnoascus verrucosus, 852 nucleotides. RefSeq lists its product as uncharacterized. The record is from RefSeq and is a predicted model, not a curated record. The coding region runs from base 142 to 567 and encodes 141 amino acids. The transcript has 3 exons. NCBI's taxonomy places the organism in Eukaryota, Fungi, Ascomycota, Leotiomycetes, Thelebolales, Thelebolaceae.